Molecule: messenger RNA, 3413 nt
Organism: Polyodon spathula (Mississippi paddlefish)
Lineage: Eukaryota; Metazoa; Chordata; Actinopteri; Acipenseriformes; Polyodontidae
Product: protein RUFY3-like
Exons: 19
Coding region: 435-2399 (654 amino acids)
Biological process (GO): regulation of axonogenesis
Cellular component (GO): cytoplasm
Molecular function (GO): metal ion binding
Source: RefSeq, a predicted model, not a curated record
CCAGUAUACUGCGCACAGCCAAUCCAAUUAGCAUGAUCCAGGCUGACCACGAGAGAGGAAGGUUGAGAUUUCAGCAGCACUAGACUCUACUAGCAUUAGUAAUUCCUAGGACUGUGCUGCAGAGUAGCAGGUGUUCAGUGAAAGCAAGGCAGCCUUUGUUGUUGUGGCAUCCGAGCCUUUUUCUCCUUUACUCAUCAGUGGGAAGGAAACGGGGGGUACUGUAGAGGGAGUGUGUGAUAGUGAAGGGGAGAGAAAAAGAACAGCAUCAUUGUAUUCUUGCUGCAUUGCUGCAGUACAGUACAGCAGGCUGUUGAGGUGUUUUUUGGCAUACAAGGCUGUGUAGCUGCAUUUCGCUGCAUUUCUGUCCCUUUUUUUUGGGCCGUCGGAUCGAGCCCUUUUUUCUGUGUUGUUGUUUUUGUAGCAGCUGAGUCAUCAUGUCUGAUCAGACCCCUCAGAGCGAUGCCCCUACCCCCACCACAGACAAGAUCACACAGGCUGCCAGGGAGACCAUUUACCUUUGCAACUUUCGGGUCUCCGUGGAUGGAGAAUGGCUUUGCCUAAGAGAACUGAACGACAUUUCCCUAACUCCAGACCCAGAGCCAGUUCACGAAGGCUCAUGGGAGGAUUUGACAGAUUUGGUGGAGCAAAUGCAAAUGCUUGAUGAGUUUAAAGACCCCAAGGAUCCUAUUGCAAUCGAAAGGCUGAACCUCAUGAAUAUGGCUAAGCUGAGCAUAAAGGGACUGAUCGAGUCUGCACUGAAUCUGGGGCGGACACUGGACUCUGACUAUGCGCCCCUUCAACAGUUCUUUGUUGUGAUGGAACACUGUCUUAAACAUGGGUUAAAAACCAAGAAAACAUUCCUUGGACAGAAUAAAUCGUUUUGGGGACCUUUGGAGUUGGUGGAAAAAUUAACGCCAGAAGCAGGAGAAAUAACAGCCAGUGUAAAGGACCUGCCAGGCCUGAAAACCCCGAUCGGCAGAGGAAGAGCCUGGCUUCGUCUGGCAUUGAUGCAGAAGAAGCUCUCUGAUUAUAUGAAGACUUUGAUUAACAGAAAGGAUCUUCUUAGUGAGUUCUAUGAACCAAAUGCCUUGAUGAUGGAGGAGGAAGGAGCUGUGAUUGCUGGACUGUUGGUCGGGCUCAAUGUUAUUGAUGCAAAUCUCUGUAUGAAAGGAGAAGAUCUAGAUUCGCAGGUUGGGGUUAUAGAUUUCUCUAUGUAUUUGAAGGAUGGAAGUCACAGCAGCAAAAGCACUGAAGGGGAUGGACAAAUUACCGCAAUUUUGGACCAGAAGAACUAUGUUGAAGAACUCAACAGACAUCUAAGUGCUUCAGUGAACAACCUGCAGGCAAAGGUUGACGCUUUAGAAAAGUCAAACACGAAACUAACAGAAGAGCUUGCAGUUGCCAACAACAGGAUCAUAACAAUGCAGGAAGAAGUAGAGCGAGUAAAAGAGGAGAGCUGUUAUCUUCUGGAGUCAAACCGCAAGGUGUCAAAAGCUGAUGGGAGUGCAGAUGGACAUGUUCUUGGCGACGCACGAAAACAGCUCAAGGAAGAAACUCAGCUCCGUCUGGAUGUAGAGAAGGAGCUGGAAGUGCAGAUUGGCAUGAAACAAGAGAUGGAGCUCUCCAUGAAGAUGCUGGAGAAAGACAUCUGUGAAAAGCAGGAUGCAUUGGUGGCACUCCGACAGCAGCUGGAUGACCUCAGGUCACUCAAUCAUGAGUUUUCACUCAAGUCACAGACCUCUGAUUCUGCAGUAAAACAGAAGAGUGAAAUUAUCAGCCGCUUAGAAGACAAAACAAGUCAGUUGACAGCAACCAUUAAACAACUGGAAUUAAGAUUACGGCAAGCAGAGGAGCAGCGUCAGUCAGCUGAAGAGGCCAACAGACUGUUCAAGCAGGAGUUCGGAGACAAGAUUGAGAGCCUGCAGCUGGAGCUGGAGCAGACGAGAAAGCAGCGAUUCCAUUUGGAGAUGGAAUUGAGAAAGGAAAGAGAGCGGAGGACCAUUCAUCGGCAUAAUAAUUCAUCAGGAGAUAAAAGCCCUUCCCCGCAGAUAAAAACUUACAAACAGCAUAUGGCCGAGAUCGAAAAGGAGCUUCAGCUAGUUAAAGAUGAAAAUGUUAAGCUAAAAACUGUUUUAGAUGAAAGCCUCAACUCAAGCAUGUCACUACCACAAACUGAAGAUGAGCAGAUUCCACCCUUCAUUGAGCCAUCGAUCUGCAAGCUGUGUGAGGAGGAAGAUUCCUUAACAAGACCCAAGAACUCGUGUAAAAACUGCAGUGAGAUCUUCUGUGAGAGCUGUUUAGCAAAUGAGUUGCCUCUGCCCUCCUCCAUCCAGCCGGAGCAUGUUUGCAAUACAUGCCACACAAUGCUGAUGCAGCAGUACUCAGCAAGCCCAUCCUAAUUUCUCUGAAAUUAUGUAACAAGCAGAUUCACUUUGCACCAGCUAAUGAAUGCCUAUAUUAACAUAUCCUGUCUUUACUAGAUGCUGUCACCAUCUGUAAAAAUCUAAAUUAUUGAAUGGUAUUUUUGUUUUAAAGAAUUGGUGUGCAUCAGCAUUUCUAAACUGCGAUAAGAAUGCUGACUUAAAGUACUUGCAGCUAACCAAAUAAUUCCAUAAAUAGGUCUCGUGUAGUUUUGAAAGAAACACCUGUAAUAGCAAAACAUGGUAUUUGGUACUGCAUUAAGUUAGAAAAAGUUCUCCUCUUGCUUGCCUUACUUUCAGGUCACUGUCCCCCCACCCCACAGUGGCUUUAUGUGGUUCGUUAACACAAGGAAGUCUGAGAAAGUGUCACUGUGUAAAGAACUCAAACCAAGGUUUUUAAAAUGGUUUUUCUUUAUCCCCAGCUAUCACACUUGUUAUAGAAUGUGUUUCUUUCAAAAACAUUCAUUUGAGACCUAUGUCAUGAAUGGAAGUGCACAACAAGAAAGUUUGAUAGAAUUAUUUUGUAAGCUGUGACAACAUUAACAACCAGAAUGUACAUUGAAGGUUAGGUUAAUGGCUCUUGUACAGUGUCUGGUUUCAGUGUUUCCACAUCAUGUCUGUGAGUAGGAAUACAAAGAGGCUUCAGUUUAUUGAUUACAAAGAUGGUACCCCUUCUGAUAGUUUAUACCAAUAAGGAUAUAUUUAAAAUAAACAGUAGGGAAAACUGAAUAAGGUACAUUUUGCAAAAAAAAAAAAAAAAAAAAAAACCUUUUAAAAAGCUAUGCUAAUGUAAACGGGUAAUAUUCUUAAAUACAAGAAUUUAAUAUACUACCCUUUUAUUAAUGUCUCUCACUGGUAGCAUCAGAAAAAUAUUUGGAAAGUGUCCACUAAGUGGAUGUAUAAGAAACAUUUAAUAUUAAUUUAAUCACUUGCAUCUGAAUGGUAUGUGUGCCUACUAUGGGGAAAACUGAUUAAAAGUUAUCAGAACUGAAA